Colletotrichum gloeosporioides is the source of this 1476-nucleotide messenger RNA. RefSeq lists its product as uncharacterized. The coding region runs from base 1 to 1476 and encodes 491 amino acids. The transcript has 3 exons. Lineage: Eukaryota; Fungi; Ascomycota; Sordariomycetes; Glomerellales; Glomerellaceae. The record is from RefSeq and is a predicted model, not a curated record.
AUGCGAAACGAGAACCUUUACCUUGUUGUGUACAGGCCAAGAAGAAACGAGCAGUACAGCUUGUACGUCGAGGGUCUGCCUAAAGCAUACUUUGAGGCUUGGGUUAGUCUGCGGACCUUUCGCACCACGCUCUCCGUGGGACUCGCUCCUUCAUUGGGCGAUCACUUUAAGAGCUACUAUGGCACACUUGUGACUGAGCUAGUCCGAGUAGGUCUUAAGCUUGAGGGAGAGAUCGUGGCAGAGGUCCACGAAGCUGCUGAGAAGAACGAGAACAAGCGCCAGCUGAAGACUGGCCUCUCCAUUGCCCUUUGCAAAAAGAACAAAGAGAAAAGACCACUCUUGUAUGAGCCUGGCUUAAGAAGAACUCACGCCGAGAUGGCGGAGUUGAAGAGACACCAGGUCAAACGGGAAGCCCUCGCGGCUGUGCCUCCUCACCUGCAAGUUGCCGAUACUGAUUCGCCAGCUUACUCAUGGGAGCACAUUGACCUCAGCGAAAUCAAGGCCUUGCCUGUUCUGAGGUCGAUCUUCAACGACUUGACUCUGAAGAGGCCUAAUCUCAAGGACGCAUCGAUUUUCAAGGCCAGAUUUAAUAGCUGCCUGCAAGACACGUUCGAUCUCCUCCAUGGCGCCAAAAUAUACAAGACCGGCACACCCUACCUCAUGUACAUAACACUCAAGAUAAUAUGGGUUCGAGAGACUGGCGGAAAUUGGGCGGCCAUGGGCUGGAGGACCCCGAUUAACUACCUCUUCCUCCUCGACAUGCGCUACCAGACGUACCUAGAAGCUUUCCACCCCGAGGAUGCGCCAGAGCGACAAGAGGCUGGCUUCUUCGCCCAGGAUGCAGAGCCAGACACUGCCGCAGAUAUUGCUGCACACGAGGCGUCCCGAGCAGACAUCUGGGACGCCCAGGGACUCAGCAGAGACCUCCUAGCUUUUGGCGAGAAGCCAUUCGAGGUUUUCUUCUUUAACGGCAACAUCCCGCAGUUGUUUGCAAAGGAUGCCUUGACGGACACCAACCUCUACGUCGACCCGAGGCUCGCCAUAGGCCGGAACGUGCGCGGCAACAAUAAGCUGUACCUGGUCGUGUACAGAUCGAAAAGGAAUGGACACUCCAGUCCGAACGACAGAGCCCUGUUCCAAGCAUACGCUGAGGCUUGGGGUUGUCUACGAGCGUACCGCGCCAAGAUUGACGCUGGUAUUACGCACUCGCUGGGCGGCCAUUUCAGAGACUGCUAUGGCCAGCGGGAACUGGACGCGACGAUGAUGGAGGUGGAUGACCUGUGCGAGUCAAACAUGAAGCCUUCGAUCGCUGAACCUGUCAACACAAACGGCAAGAAAAGGCAGCAGCUCCAUGAAACGAGCGACCGGGAUGACGAUGACAUGGGCUGGACGAUGCAGGUCGACAGCGAGUGGAUGGGGGAGCAGAGGGAGCUCAAGAAGCGUAAGGGCGUGAAUGGCCAGGCUCAUGUUCCGUAG